This is a messenger RNA of Rotaria socialis, 594 nucleotides long. The record is from the annotation of a GenBank genome assembly. Lineage: Eukaryota; Metazoa; Rotifera; Eurotatoria; Philodinida; Philodinidae.
AUGUUAAUUACUGCUAUUAUAAUUGCUAUUGGUUUAACAAUUUUAGCACUUAUUGCCACUAUUAUUUGGUUAUUAAAAGCUUCGGGACUUUUUACAUCGAUAAAAAUACAAGUCACUCAGCCGUCAUUUGAGUUUCUAACGAUUGUCUAUAAAUUUCAAAAGGGUGAUUAUUCAACAUCAGCAGAUAUAUUUAGGGAUAUUAUUAAUUAUUCACCAUCACAUUCAACCAUUGGAAUUUAUUAUGAUAAAACAGAUGUUACACCUGUUGAAGAACGACGUUUCAUUGUUGGUGUCAUUGUCGAUGAAACGAAAGAUGCCGAAAUGAUCAAACGAAUGGAAGCUGAUGAUUAUAAAAUUUUUAAGCUUCCAAAAUCUGUCCAAUCCGUUUAUACGACAUUUCCAUUUAGUAGUGUGUUUUCUGUUUCUAUUGCAAAUAUGAGAGUACCAUCACGUUUAGAAGGUUUCAUUCAGUCGAAUAAAUUGGAUGCUCAUCCUUUGAUUGAAAUCUACGAACCAACAAUAAUACAUUAUUUUGUUCCGUUGAGUAGUCAUGAAAUUUAUAAUGUUCCUGAAUUAAUUUCGGAAUCCUCUUAA